Nanorana parkeri is the source of this 1332-nucleotide messenger RNA. RefSeq lists its product as uncharacterized. Gene Ontology annotation, biological process: negative regulation of endopeptidase activity. Gene Ontology annotation, molecular function: endopeptidase inhibitor activity. The coding region runs from base 119 to 1078 and encodes 319 amino acids. The record is from RefSeq and is a predicted model, not a curated record. The transcript has 3 exons. NCBI's taxonomy places the organism in Eukaryota, Metazoa, Chordata, Amphibia, Anura, Dicroglossidae.
UGCAGCGGGGGGGGGAGGUGCUCCAUCUCCCUCCCCCCCCCCCUUUUCUCCAGCAGUCCUCAGUCUCUUCAUCCAGCAGUCGCAGCUUCUCGAAUCAGGGCAGCGUCUUCGUAUCAGGAUGGGCCCCUGUGUCGUGUUGGUGGCUGUCACUGUCUGUCUGUCUGUCCCCAGCAUCCUUGGCAAGCCCCUGGGCCUACUGGCUCACGAUGACCUUGGAGCUCCCCUAAGGGUCAGAAGAAGCCUCCCAGCUAAUAUCCCUUAUGAAGCUGAUAUGAUGUCCUAUGUUCAACCAGAAGCUCUUCGAAAUGAACCAUUAUACGCUGACCUAAACCAAGCCAUGCUCGCCAGAUUUGCCGCCUACCCUCAAGAAGAACUCCUUGCUCAGGCCUUGGAAAGAAUGGGCUCCCCCCGCAGACUGGACUCGGCUCGGAACGGUCCAUCUCUACAACAGCUGGUAGAGGAAGGUCAGAGGAGAGACAAGGAGACCAUCUAUCUGGCUAAUCUUCUGCAUCUGUGGAAUCAGAUUAACCAGGGUAAGGUCUACACUGACCAGCUGCAGGCAUAUGCUGGCCCUGCUCAGCCUGAGGGAGACUACCAGAGACCUUACCAAGAUUAUGAUGAGACCGAGGUGGUGACCAGCCGGACACGGCCACAGGCCUCCCGCAACCAAAUGGCACAAGCUCUGCAGAGCUACUACCGACAAAACCGGGCAUUUGAAGGCCCUGCUUUACGGCUGGCACCAGAAGAAGCCAAUGAUGAUGGCUAUCCCAUGGAUGAAGAGAUGUUAAGGUACCUGGUGACGCGCGUCCUGUCAGCAAUGAGCGAAGCAGAAAUGCCUCAACGUUUGUCCUCGAAGGCACCGCGACGCAUGCGGCGUUCUCUGGAAGACGACCGCAGCGAGGAUGCCCCAGAAAAUCUCCUACGUGUAAAACGUCUAGAUACUGACAACCCUGACUAUGCUGCCAAUGGGGUAGUGCACAGGAAAAGACCAGAGGGGGAACUCGAACACCAGAGGGGAGCCCAGCAUUUCACAGAUCAAAGGGUCACUGAGCAGCUGCUAAAAUAUUUUCCUGAAUAAUUCUACAUAAAAUCCCACGUACAGUCCUCAGCACCAUGCUCACACCUUUCUCUGUACAUAUAUAUCUGUAAUACACAAUCAUGCAGUAUUUUGUUUGUCCCACACACACCCAUUUUCAAUUCUACCAUUUUAGAUCCAAGAUAGACUAACUACAGCCAACAGUUGAGGAACUAACUGCCACAAUGUGCCCUACCAGGUAUUGACAUGCUGGCACUUUGCCAUUCAUUACCAAAGUCUACCAAAACACCUGUAUG